CUUAAUCUAAACGCAACGGAACAGGUCUUCGUGAUUAAUGUAAGCUGAAAGUGCAAAAUAAUAAUAAUAAGCAAUUGAAAACAAAGCAGCGUGUGCCUGCCGUGCAGACACAAAUAACAACUGUGCUGUCUCAGCAUAUUGAUUUUUGCAAUUAAUAAAUAGCUGGCCUAUUUGUUAGUAAAAAUGCAAAUUAAGCGCUGAGACGCCGGGAUUAGAAAGUCGAACAGCCACCAAGUGUAAAUGCAGUGCAUGUUUUUGUCUUUUUUGUUUGCGUGUGUGUGUGAGCGUCUAUUGCAAAAAGGUAAACACAGCUCAUAAAUCUGUUUUCCGCAAAAAGCACACAAAGAAAACACAGAUAAGCGAAAAAAAAAACUGCGCCAACUGCAAGCUGGUUCCUCAUUAGAUUCUAGCCACAAGAUAAUCGUAAUAAGGCACUAAGUGUAACGUCAAAACUAACGCAGUCUUCCAACAAAAACAAAAACAGUCAGCGCCGCCACGUCAGUGCGAGUGUGAGCGAGAGAGCCAAGACCAUUGAGCCUGCCCAAAGCGCAGACAAGUGUGUGCGAGCGAGCGCGCAAUAGCGAGAACGUAAACAAAGCAGCGACAGCAGCUUAAACCAUGUUCAACAAUUUCAAGAAUCGCUUUAUAUCGGCCAUAGCGCCGGAUUUGCCGCCGCUGCCCAGCAGCGAGAGCGACUACCAGCGCGGUGGGCUGCGUCUGGGCCAGCCAAAGCCAGACAAGUUUGCCUAUGCACGACCGCCGUUCCUCCAGCUGUUGACAUCGGACGAGCUGCGCGCCUCAGCGGAUCACAAUGUGCGGCCCAUAAUUGUGCCGCGUGACAUUAAUCUGCUGCCCUGGGCUACGGGCUAUGCGGAGUGCGUCAACUCGGGCAAGUCCGAGUGGAACGAGGAUCAGGGCGCCUUUUGUCGGCAAGUGCUGUCGGAUCCAGAGCAUGUGCAUCCGGACUUGCCAUACACAUACUUUGGCGUGUUUGAUGGCCAUGCUGGGUACGGCGCUGCUUUGGCUGCUUCACAUCAAUUCCAUCACAUACUGCACGAGACGCUCGUCGACUGCAUUGAGCUGCUGCUGCCGCGCGAGGCGGACAACGAGUCCAAGACGCCCAUGAAUCCCACAUUUCCACAUCCCAUAUACUUUCAGCGGCGCGUCAGCAAGGAUGAGAUCAUCAUUGGCGCACUGGAGACGGCUUUUAUACACAUGGACGCGCUCAUAGAGCAGGACAGGAAUCGUUAUCGCGAGGCAGGUGGCUGCACUGCCUGCGUGGCGCUCUUCAUCGAUGGCAAAAUGUAUACGCGUCGCCUGUCCUGUAUAUCGUACUGCAUAUGCAGAUUGUUGAGCACAAAGGGAUUGCGCAGCUGCGAAUACUCGAUGGCCUUCUCCAGUGGAAAGCCCUUGGAGUGA
Drosophila busckii is the source of this 1419-nucleotide messenger RNA. RefSeq names its product protein phosphatase 1H. The transcript is spliced from 3 exons. NCBI's taxonomy places the organism in Eukaryota, Metazoa, Arthropoda, Insecta, Diptera, Drosophilidae. Bases 619 to 1419 code for a protein of 266 amino acids. Gene Ontology annotation, molecular function: cation binding. The record is from RefSeq and is a predicted model, not a curated record.